UCUGUUUAUCUUGGGCCGCGUUUCGCCUUGAGAAGGGGAAGAAGAAGGCCUCAGUGGAGGACGCCUCAGUUGCCCUCUUGUCACUGAGGAGGAAGGAGGAGGAGGAGGAAGCAGCUUGGGUGUCUCUUGAGGGAGAAAUAGUUUGGGAGAAGGAAUGGGAAGGGAGCCUUCCUUAAGCAAGAGGGGGAAAUAGCCUCACCCUCUUUCUGAGGGGAAGGAGACGUUAGGAAGAGAGCCUGCCUUUGGAGAAUGAGAGGAUGAACCAGAAGGACACUUGUGUGCACCUUUUUGCUGGAGGAUGUGGGGGCACUGUAGGUGCAAUUCUGACAUGUCCACUAGAAGUUGUGAAAACACGGCUGCAGUCUUCUUCUGUUACCCUCUAUAUCUCCGAAGUUCAUCUAAAUACUGUGAAUGGUGCCAGUGUUAAUCGUGUAACUAGAGUUUCCCCGGGGCCUCUCCAUUGCUUAAAAAUGAUUUUGCAAAAGGAGGGGCCUCGCUCACUCUUCCGGGGACUAGGUCCUAACUUGGUAGGCGUGGCUCCAUCCAGAGCAAUAUAUUUUGCUGCUUAUUCCAACUGCAAAGAAGUACUGAAUAAUAUCCUCGAGCCAGACUCGACCCAAGUGCACAUGACCUCAGCUGGAGUGGCAGGUUUUACUGCAAUUACAGCAACCAAUCCAAUUUGGUUAAUAAAAACACGAUUACAACUUGAUGCAAGAAAUCGUGGGGAAAAGCGGAUGAGUGCUUUUGAAUGUGUUCGCAAAGUCUAUCAUGCAGAUGGAAUUAAAGGUUUUUACCGAGGAAUGUCUGCCUCUUAUGCAGGCAUAUCAGAGACUGUUAUUCACUUCGUGAUAUAUGAGAGUAUUAAGAGAAGACUGCUGGAAUAUAAAUCUGCUUCUGCGAUGGAUGAGGAAGAUGAAUCUGUCAAGGAAGCAUCAGACUUUGUUGGCAUGAUGAUGGCUGCAGCCACUUCCAAAACAUGUGCCACAUCAAUAGCCUAUCCACACGAGGUUGUCCGAACAAGGCUACGAGAAGAAGGAACAAAGUACAGAUCUUUUUUCCAAACACUCUCUUUACUGGUGCGAGAAGAAGGCUAUGGCUCUCUCUACCGUGGCCUAACAACACACUUGUUUAGACAGAUACCAAACACAGCUAUAAUGAUGGCAACGUAUGAAGUGGUAGUCUACUUUCUCAACGGAUAGCAGUGGUACCACAAGUUCUUAGGAAAUUGAAGACCAAAAGCUUGCAGUGGACCAUGAACUCUCAGUAUGAUAGGCAGCCGAAAAAUCUUAUCAAGGAUCUGCAGCUGUGUGGACAAAAUGGAAGACUGACAGGCAAUCAUGCUCACUCAUGCUGCCUUAUCAUAUGGCAUAUUUUGCAAUGUGAUAGCCUGAAGCUGCUCCUGGGGGAUUGCCUUUAAACGCCUCAUAUUUCAAUUGCAAACUUCUCCUAUUGUGUCAGCUGUUCUAAUGCUAUGCAGUAAGCAUCAGGGACUUGGUGAGACAUGAGGGUCAUAAUGUGUGUCCAUAUUGCGAAGCAUGUGUAUUCAUUUCCAUGCCAGUUCAUUGCUGCAUUCAGAUUCAUUUUCUGUUACUGCACAGUAACCUGUUGGAAGGAAAAGUGGGCCUGUCCCUUGUUUCAGCAGAUUCAUAAUUGGUCAUGUCUCGAACUCCGUUUUGCAGUGUGAAAUAAAGUGAGAGGUAACGAUUCACAUUAAGCUCCCCAUUUUACUACCUCAGGGGGUCUUACAGGGAAGCUUAAUUUUCUCAGUACAAAAAUGUGGCCUUUGUUUGCAGAGAUGGAGACUGCAGGUGGUAAAAUAUUCUGUGGAGUUCUGACUACUUUGAUACCUGACAUUCAUAGUGCCGCUAGGCAUGUUAAUUACGCUAAGUAUUUUCUGCCAUGAAAUGGAGAAGAGCCUUUGGAAGGAUCCACCUGAGGCAGAGUUCUCUUCUCUUGGGCUCUGUACAGUCUGUGACCAAAAAGCCCACCGGGACUCUUGAUUAAGACAGUUCCGCCUACAAAGAACUGAAUGUUGGGUCUAGGUGCUAGAAGAGCUUUUGUGAAUUGCUUUAAAAUCCCCGAAAAGCAACAAAUACAGGGCAGUGUUUGGUCAUUCAAAACUUUGUUUGCUUUUAUCUAUGGCCUAAUCCCAAACCAACUUGAAACCUCCAUUAAUUAGAGCAUCAGAACUCUUUAUUAGAUUUGAAGAUCAUUAGAGUGCAUCAAUAUUAUGCCAAAAAAGCACUACUAUUGAAGUUUGGUAUUGACAAACAAUAAAUAAAUAAUCAAAUACUUUGGUUUAAACAUUCCCUUCUGACUUAUUCCUUGCUUCAUCUUGAAAUGCUUUGCAGAAGAUCUUAUAAAAUGAAAGCUUCUGCAUUUUUUAGAAUGUCCAGCCUUCAAAAUCUAUGUUAACAGCUCCUAUGCAGCAUUAUUUGUUACAUUUUAAGAAUGGUUCUUUGCUUUGCUCAUACUAGCUACAUAUGGCAAAUAACCGCUUUUAAUGUUCUAACAAUAAAUACAUGCAUUUUACUUUUGUCAUCUAUUCUGUGGUUAUAGUACAGCUGCUAUAGAGAUACUUCCAUCCUCAGUGGGCUUUCUAACCAAGUAUUACUUCACUGACAUAACUGGUAAUGACUCUAAGGAGAAAAGAUUGUGAAUUCAUUAGUGUGUACUUAACACAAUUAAUUUAUCUUUAAAUUGUGACUUGCACUUUUAUGCCUUUAUUGGCUUGUGACUUUCAUGCCUUUAUAGAUUUCCUGCCCUUCUUUUUUUUUUUUUUUAAUGUUUUGGAGCCAUGUCCUGAGUUAAAUAAUUGUAUACAUUUCUACUUAGAAAUGAGUCCCUUUGAGUUCUCUGGGACUUUCUUCUAGGUUAGUGUGUAUAGGAUUGCAGCCUAAGACCCAUGUAUGAAAUAUCCUAAAUCUUGCACUCUUUUACCAAUAGCAUUUAGAAGGGCAUCUGACCUCCGAUUUUGUUUAUGUGUCUCUGAAAGUAAGGUUAAAAUAAGGUCUGAAAAGAAAUGUAAAAAUUGAUUAUUCUCUGUGAGAUGUACAGAAACUGAGUUAUUGUGUGCUAGAUUUGAAAAUGAGACUACAACAUGUGUAUAGACACCUUGAAGGGGGGGGGGGGAAUCAUCCAACUGAUCCUGUGAGUCCUCUGUUUUGUGACAAAUUAUUUCACUUGCAACUUUUCCUAUGUGGGUAAAUUUGGGUACCACACCUUUUGACCUCCAGUGCAAUUUUUCUGCACCCUUUCAACAUCGAGCAGCAAAAUGGCUUGCUCUCAAUGUUGUAUGCGACCUCAUUAUAUGUACAUAUCAUAAGGAUGUGAUUUGAUUCUAAAUUUUGUUAACAGUAGCAAGGGGCAAAUUCUGUACUGUAGCCAUAUUAUGAAGCCGUGUUAACUUCCCAUCCAAACAAGACCAGUAUUUUUCUGCUUCUUCCAUCAGGUGAAAUCAGUGUUGUA
Messenger RNA from Anolis sagrei ordinatus, 3468 nucleotides. RefSeq names its product solute carrier family 25 member 36 (gene SLC25A36). Gene Ontology annotation, biological process: pyrimidine nucleotide import into mitochondrion. Gene Ontology annotation, molecular function: pyrimidine nucleotide transmembrane transporter activity. Gene Ontology annotation, cellular component: mitochondrion. The record is from RefSeq and is a predicted model, not a curated record. Lineage: Eukaryota; Metazoa; Chordata; Lepidosauria; Squamata; Anolidae.